Molecule: messenger RNA, 2379 nt
Organism: Anopheles merus
Lineage: Eukaryota; Metazoa; Arthropoda; Insecta; Diptera; Culicidae
Product: mucin-2-like
Exons: 4
Coding region: 190-1887 (565 amino acids)
Source: RefSeq, a predicted model, not a curated record
UGAAAAAAUUUCAGUUUACCACUUAAUUUUCGGUCGACAGCAGCCGGCACUAUCUGCUCUGCGUCCGGCGACCGGUCUUUCCCGUGCCGAGGAAGAACGCAAAAGAAAGGGGGGCUCGUGCAAAAAAAACACGCUAUCCGGUGAAAAGUGGACAUUUUAAAAAGUUCUACAACAUCAGUUGCGUUAAAAAUGUUGCGCCAACUAUUGCCAGUGCUAUGUCUGGUGGCAUUAUGUCACGCAGAGAUUCCCAUCUUUGAGAUUGGCUCAUUCCCCGCCGACACCGAUACGAAGGUGGCACCCAGCCAAAAACAAGAACAAUUCGGUGGAUAUGUCAUAGGGAAGCCCACCGAACAACUGCCCGAACCGACCAACCAAUGUCAAGGUGGCCCGGAUGAGUGCGGCUACGAGUAUGAGCCACCCAAGUGUCCGUGGGAAGAUGGCCAGGCGCAAACCGUCGUCGAAACCACCACGGAGGUCCGCACGGAAACGAGCGUCCAGACGACCACGGCUACCGUUACCGAAACCAUCCCGACCACCGUUACGACAACGCUGACCAGUGCCACUCCGUUCUGCGGAACGACCAACACUUAUCUGCCGCCGGAUACGACGACCACGCUACCGCCGGACACUAAAACAGUUACCGUAACGCAGCCACCGAUAACGACGACGAAGACACUGCCACCAACGACGACCACGAUCACCUCGCGGGGACCUCCACUGACGACGGAGCGUACCGUCACGCCGACUACCACGAUCGUGAUCAGCAAGACGCCGUUCGUGACGGCUACGCGUACCGUAACGCCUACCUCGACCAACAUCAUCACUGCCAGCAGCGUCUCGAUAACGCGUACGAUCACACCUACCUCGACGUACAUCUCGUACAUGCCCUCGACGACCAUUACCCGUACCGUAACGCCCACGUCCACCAAUGUGUUCUAUGCCGACUCGGUCACCGUCAACCGCACGGUAACGCCGACGUCUACUAACGUUUUCUACCUACCGUCGACCACGGUUAAUCGCACCGUAACGCCCACCUCCACCAAUGUGUUCUAUGCGGGUGAGGUCACCGUGAACCGCACCGUUACGCCGACCAGUACCAACGUGUUCUACCUACCAUCGACCACCGUCAAUCGGACCGUGACGCCUACCUCGACCAACGUGUUCUACGUUGCCUCCGUAACGGUGAACCGAACCGUUACGCCAACGUCCACUCGACUGUUCUACCUCGACUCGGUUACUGUGGACAGGACGGUUGUGCCGACUUCCACCGUUGUGAUUACGCUGGACCAGACACGCACGCAAACACGCACGGUAACGCCCACGUACGUUGUGCAGCAAACGGCCGAAACUGCUACCGUUACUAGAACACUUACACCAUCGUACGUCGUUACACAAAGCGUACCAACCGUUACGGUAACCCGCACCGUCACUCCUUCCAGUGUACUUACGACGACGGCUUCCACGACGAACGUGAUCACACGCACCGUUACGCCGCAGGCUACUAGCACGACCACCGUAACGGCUCCCGUUCGUACCAUCACGCAGACCGCAUCCACAACCGUCACCGUAACGCCCAAGCUCUCGGUAACGCCGACCAUCUACUCCACCGUCACUCUGCCACCAGUCAUUAAGACCGUGUGCGAACCGGCCCGUACCUAUCUGCCCGAUCCGGGCGUAACCACCAUCACCCGCACGCAGACGGAAACGAAAACGGAAGUGUCCACCACCACCGUCAUUGCCUGCACGCCUACCAACGCGUACCUGCCGGUAAAGGAAACCGUGGCCGCCAAUCAACUGUCGCCCGCCUUUGCCCGUGUGCCCAGUCUGCACCGUGAGGUUCUGCCACCUCAGGACGACGAACGAAACAACCUGAUCUGGAAUGCUUAAAGCAACAAGUUGUAGGAAGAAAAAGGGAGCCUUUUCACUCCAAUAGCUCGAUAGAGUAGCAUCAAGCGUCAAGACGCGAUACAGAAAAGAAACAGAAAUACUCAUACCUUCGUUUGCUAAGUGUGGUUGUAAGCCGGCAACUGUGGGCCGCCCGCCCACAGUGAGCAGUGAUUAGUUGUAGGAUCCCCGCUCGUAAAUCAAUGUACAUAAAAAAACUCCUCCGGAGAGGACAAAGCUAGAUCGUUGGAGUUGUUGCAUCCUUUUGUGUUCACCUAUUUACUGCUCCUCUCACCUUAUUUCACUUUGUGGCAGAUAUAUUUCCUACCCCUAGCUGACACCAGGACUGGUUACUGAUUGCGUUAAAAAAAGCUAAAACCAAUAACAGCAACCUGGUUGUGAUUUCCUUUGUAGUUACUGUGUGUGUAAGUGUGUAAAUGUGUGUGCGUGUGGUGUUCGUAAUGAUUUCACAAAUAAAGUCUUUGAUUGAUCAAA